CCACGUAACGUUAAUCCCAUCUCUAUUUCACUCGUAUUUAUUUAGUCUUGUCUCUUUUCACAAUCUGUCAAAAACCACCCUAGUUCACGUGAUUAAAAUUGAGAAAAUAUUUUUCGUAUUUAAAAUAGUUUUUCUUUAAUUUUUAAACCGAAUAAAUAGUGAAAAAUGAGGGCCAUACUAGGUUAUACCUUUCUAGGAUCUGCCACCUCAAUAAUAACCGUUCUAAGUUUAUAUCAUGUUUUGACUGGAAGGGGAGAGAGGAUAAGUUUGGGAUGGUUCCUUGAAAGUACUUCACCCCAUAUGUGGGCCACCAUUGGAAUUGGUCUGUCGGUCGCCUUAUCUGUUGUUGGGGCUGCUGUUGGUAUACACACAACAGGUGUUAGUAUUGUUGGUGGAGGUGUAAAAGCGCCAAGAAUUAAAACUAAGAAUCUCAUUUCCGUAAUUUUCUGUGAAGCUGUUGCUAUCUAUGGCCUAAUUACUGCUAUAGUUCUCUCAGGUUACCUAGAAGAUUUCACAUGGGACCUUGUAGUGAAGGACCCAGCUCUCAAAGGUAAAAACUGGAUGGCUGGAUAUCUCAUGUUUGGCGCUGGGAUUGCUGUAGGUUUGGUAAACCUUUUCUGUGGUAUUUGUGUUGGUAUUGUGGGUUCUGGAGCUGCCCUAGCUGAUGCUGCCAAUUCUGCAUUGUUCGUCAAAAUUCUUAUUGUUGAGAUUUUUGGUAGUGCUAUUGGAUUGUUUGGCUUAAUCGUUGGCAUUUACAUUGUUUCAAAGGUUCAGAUGGGCGAUAAGAUUCAUUAAAUUGGUAAAGCUUAAGUAGUCGCGAAAAUUCCACAAAUUUUAGGUUUAUUAAUUAAUUACUUAAGAUAGAAUGUAUUGUGUAUUUAAAUUUUGUGUUUUUAUCCUUAGCUAAAAAAAUACCAUUUAUUGAUUGUGUCUUAUGUAAUGUAUAUAUUGUUAUACCUCAAAAAGUAUUUUCACCAAUCAAUUCUCAAUUCCACUUUUAGUAAUAUUGAUAUUAUUAGCAAAAGUAAUUUAAAUUAUUGACAAAAAUUAAUUGUGUAAGUAAUAGGAAGGUUAAUGAUUUUUUGUUAAAAU
Messenger RNA from Brassicogethes aeneus, 1092 nucleotides. The record is from the annotation of a GenBank genome assembly. Lineage: Eukaryota; Metazoa; Arthropoda; Insecta; Coleoptera; Nitidulidae.